AUGAGCACACGUGUGCGAUUCGACUGGGAGGAAGCUGUAGCGCAAGAUCUCGAUCUCCAGCGCAUUGAUGCUAAAGGAUCACGUUAUGAAUCAGUAGCUCCAAGCGUUAAGGUUGAGCAGUUGGGUCCAGCCCAAGAAACAAGUGGUACAACUCCAGAAUUUAUUAACAUUCGUGACUAUACAAGUGAAUCAUCUAGUGAAAUUGAUAUGCGUGAAGUGAAUCCAAUGGAUGAACUUAGUGACUUUGAACCAGAUCCUCAUACAACAUGGAAAAGUCAAGAUAUUGAUAUGGAUGAGAAAACAUCAGAAACAGCGUGUGAAGUAUGUAAAAAAUCGGAUCGUGAAGAUGAAAUUAUGUUAUGUGACGAUUGUAAUGCCGAAUAUCAUAUUUUCUGUCUUGAUCCACCACUUCAAUCGGUACCUGACGAAUCAUGGUAUUGUCCGAAGUGUUGUGAUAAGUAUUCGACACCUUCUGUUGUGAUAAAGUCAGAAAAUCUAGUCACAACGACAAUAAGACCAAUACCCGACAAUGUGGAACCAAAUCAAAACGAUCCGACGGCGAUACCAAUUGCACCAAUGCUUGAAAAUGAUCCGGAAAAAAGUAAUUUACUGCUUAUUCACGCUUGUAAUUGCGACGAAAUCAAUUGUACCCAUUCUGAAUUUCAAGUCUUAUGUCGAUACAUGAAACGUUUCUUGCGCUGCGUCUGUUGGGUAUCACAUAGUGAUAAAUGGCGAUCAUAUCGACUUGCUCGAUUAACAGCUGAACUCUUUGCGUAUCAUGCAAUGAGCUGUACAGUUUCGCAAUGUAAUGUACCACUUUGUGUCAAGCUUCGUGAAGAAGAAAUUGUCUAA
Plasmopara halstedii is the source of this 852-nucleotide messenger RNA. Its product is annotated as PHD Zn-finger protein. Lineage: Eukaryota; Oomycota; Peronosporomycetes; Peronosporales; Peronosporaceae. The record is from RefSeq and is a predicted model, not a curated record. The coding region runs from base 1 to 852 and encodes 283 amino acids. The transcript has 4 exons.